UUAGGCCCCUCCCGGGAGACCCAGCAAAAAGAAGGGUAUUGCCUGGAUGUGGGGUUAUCUUUAACAACCGAGGUGUUUAGAGAACCUUCGAGCAAAUAUCUACAUUUUUGGAAGUCCUGGAUCCUUUCUUUUGUGUUUUUUUUCAUUUGUAUCUUAUGUCUGUGUUCUCCAGAAACAUAAUUUUUCCCAAAAUGCAAUGUUUGUCAGUGUAGGGUAAAGAAAAACUGCCAUCAAAAGCCCUUGAGUGAGUCCUAACCAGAAAGCACUGAUACCUGUGAAAAAAUACAAUGGUAUUCUUGUGUUUUUCACUCAUCUCUUGUGUGCAAACAUGUCCCAGUGGAUCAGAGAUAAUUAAGAGGCGCAAUGGCAAAGUACAAGCAACGUCGACGAAAACUGAGAGCCAGAGCAAAAUUUCUAAUGGAAAAAAAAGGAGAUGCUGCUAAUCCCCAGGGCUCAAAUUGUCCCUCUCCAAGGUCAGCAGGUGAUCUUCCUCGGAACACAUCACCUGUCCAAAGCCGUCUGUCCUCAGUCUGGUCGUUAGCCUUGCCCAGUGUAAAAAAUGUAGUAAAACCCUUGACAACAACAGCAUCGUUUUUGUACUGUUGGUGCCAGAACACUGUUACACAGAGUUUUAAAGUGGUUAAAGACACUGUAUUUCCAUCACAAAUCUACUUAAGGGAGCUAAAUACAUUCAGAGAGCAGCUGGAAAAGUUGGAAACUGAAUUUUCCAGAUUACAAGGAAUACUCCAGAUGAAUGGAACUGCAACUUUGCCUUCAGAAAACUCUCUUUGUCAAAGGUGUAAUAAACCAGUUCUGGGUGCUCCUAUACAAACACAGGUGGACCUGCCAUCGUCAGUAUCCGGACCUUCUGCAGUACAACUGCAACCUGUAUCUGCACCCCCUCCACCUCUUCCGCCUCCGCCACCACCGCCACCACCACCUCUGCCCCCACCACCGCCGCCUCGAGCUCCUCUCCUUCUCCAACGGGGCAGCAGCUCUAAAGCACUCCUGGAAACAUCGUUAAAAAAAGAUGGGCCGAUGCAUAUCACUCUCAAGGAUCUCCUGAAUGUAAAACUAAAGAAAAUAGACAGCAACCUGAAAAUGGACAAGGCAGGAUCACCAGCGAAGACACGCAGGGCAUUAAUUACAGUCUCAGAUUUACAGAGCAUUAGUCUGAGAUCUAAAUCCAAGCCAUCAGCUCACAUUACAAACUGCUUAAUUACCCCUGCUAAAAAUCAGUUAGAUCUUCGAAAACAUCUUAAGAAGGUCAAUAUACAAAGAAGUCCUGGGGGCACUCCACUAAAUACUAAAGAAAACAUCGAGUGUGGCACUGGGUUGACACCAAUAAUGACACAGGCACUACGACGCAAAUUUCAGAUGGCUCAUCCAAAGAGUCCCUCUCCAGCCCAGUUAAAUGCUGCAAACAGCUUCGAUGAACAGAAAUAGAUUUAUGGAACAAUGUAUUUUAUUCAGUUAUGGUGAGGAAGCCACUUGAACCCCACUUUUAUAUCACUCAGGCAUAAUGUAUUUGUAAGUAAACCUAACGCAUAUGAGAAGGGGGAGUGUGGAAAACCCUUUAGCAGAAUUCUGCUUUUUAGAGGCAGCAUCUUUAUAAUGUGUCUCAAUCUGAUUGUAUCUUCUCUGUUAAUGGACAGAAUUGAAUGAAAUAUCCUGAGUCCUUUUAAUAUUUGGCUGCUGCUGAAACUUUCAAAAAAUAAGUAGGGACUGUUAUGUUCCUGGCUUGCUGCUGCUUGUAAUAUAGGUGUGUUUGUUCACUUAAAUUUAAUAUUGUUUUUAUAUUUUUUUAACAAAAAAGAACUUGAGAGUAGUUAUAAAGAUUCAAAGAAAAGAAGCAAUUUGGUGCUGUAAUAGUAUUAUAGUGCAGGGCUGCAAGUUUCCACAAACGAUGCAGUUAUGUGCCUAAGAAAGUAUUAAGUAAUUAAUGUAUGUAUCAUUUUUGGCUGGUGUUGGAUCACCCAUCAUGGGAAAAGAGAGAGGUAACUGAAAACCCUCUAGAGUUUCAAGUCAAGUUCACAAACAGCUGCAACGGAAGCUUCUCCCAGUUACGGGCAUUGCCUCCGUAGCGGAGUUGGCGCGGAGACCACGUGCCUGUACCUGCGGCCCUUCCCUCCAGCCCAGGAUAAGGACCUGCUUUCCUGGGGAGUCCCGCGUUGGUGCUGCAACCCAGCCAUGGCAUGGUGCCCCAGUCCGCCCCACACCGUUGGGGAGAAUCACUGCACGAUGGACUUCCCCGUCUGGGGAGAACGGGACGGUCGUGGGCAAUGUUCUGAGAUUCCCGGUGCUGAUGAUGUGCUCUACUCAGAGCUCCUCUCUAGCGCUAAAAGAUACGGUCAACUCAUUUGUCCCCAACGGCGGCUUCACUCCUGUUACCGCUACUCCGUUGUAUUUUAUUAUGGUUAUUACUGGCUUACUGCAGAAUAUCACUGAUACAUAUCCUAUAA
This is a messenger RNA of Dromaius novaehollandiae (emu), 2462 nucleotides long. RefSeq names its product proline rich 11 (gene PRR11). The record is from RefSeq and is a predicted model, not a curated record. Lineage: Eukaryota; Metazoa; Chordata; Aves; Casuariiformes; Dromaiidae. The transcript is spliced from 10 exons. Gene Ontology annotation, cellular component: nucleus; cytoplasm. Bases 364 to 1446 code for a protein of 360 amino acids.